AUGAAUACUGACUACGAAAAGAAACCUGACUCUCGUCCUGCUUCCAUUGUGAAUGAAAAAUACCAAGAAGAUCAUUCCAUCUCUGAGGUCCAAGUGGAAGAUGUGCCUCGAGGAACCGCUUCUUUCGGCAAAGCCUUGUUCAUGUUGCUGAAGGCUUUUAUCGGUACAGGUGUCAUCUUUUUGCCUGGCAGUUUUGUAAGCGGUGGCUUGCUGUUAUCCAUCAUUCUCAUGGUAGUCAUUGCUUUCCUUUGUCUGGUUGCAUUCCAAUUGCUGGUAAAGGCUCAGAUGAAGAUUGGUGGUGAUUAUGGUGAUGUGGCUCAGAGUUUAUAUGGUCCUUACUUGAGACAUUUGAUCCAGUUCUUCUUGUGUGUUUCUCAAAUGGGUUUCGUUGCCUCUUAUAUGAUCUUCAUCUCUGAAAAUAUCGGCAUCGUUGUUGAUACUGUCAAUCACUGUAACGCUCCCUUUGAGGCCAAAUACUACAUCUGGAUCAUUCUUAUCGCUAUCAUUCCUUUCUGUUGGGUUAGAAGAAUCGCAAAGCUGUCUUACCUCGCUAUCGUCGCUGAUACCUUUAUCGCCUUUGGUUUAAUCUGUAUUCUCUACUUUUGUUCCAGCCAAAUUGCCACUCACGGUGUUGGUAACAAUAUCCAUCUCGUCAAUCAAAACGACUUUGGUCUGAUGAUUGGUACCGCUGUCUUUUCUUUUGAGGGUGUUGGCAUGGUCUUGCCUAUUGUCCAAGGUAUGAGAGAGCCCAAGAGAUUCCCCGCUGUCAUGACCGUUGGCUUGAUCAUUUGCCUUAUUAUCUUCACCUUGAUUGGUGCCAUUGGUUACGUUGCUUACGGUGAUAUCACUCAAGCCAGUGUCGUUGCCAACAUUCCUAGAAUCCCCUUGUCCAUCACUGUCCAAGUCCUUUAUGCCAUUGCCAUGAUCUUGACCUCUCCCUUCAUGCUUUUCCCUCCCUUGCAAAUCAUUGAAAAGUACGUCUUUGGUACUCGCUCUGGCAAGAACUCCCUCAAGAUCAAGUACAGCAAGAACAUGGUUCGCUCCUUGAUUCCUAUUGUCUGUGCUGCUGUCAGUUUCGGUGUUGGUGCUCAAAACUUGAGCAAGUUUGUCGCCCUCGUUGGCUCUGUUGCUUGUAUGCCCCUCUGUUUCAUUUUUCCUGGUCUUUUCCACUACAAGAUUACAUCCAAUCGUUAUCUCAAGAUUGUUGAUAUCCUUUUGAUUCUCUUUGGCGUUGGUAUGUUGGUAUACACCACUUACAUCAAUGUCAACUCUUGGGUUCAUCCUGCAGUCUCCACCGGUGUCAUCAUUGCCAUGACCGAUUGUGCUGUUUAA
This is a messenger RNA of Mucor velutinosus, 1332 nucleotides long. RefSeq lists its product as uncharacterized. Gene Ontology annotation, biological process: amino acid transmembrane transport. Gene Ontology annotation, molecular function: L-amino acid transmembrane transporter activity. The record is from RefSeq and is a predicted model, not a curated record. Lineage: Eukaryota; Fungi; Mucoromycota; Mucoromycetes; Mucorales; Mucoraceae. The coding region runs from base 1 to 1332 and encodes 443 amino acids. The transcript has a single exon.